Messenger RNA from Scophthalmus maximus (turbot), 2809 nucleotides. RefSeq names its product tubulin tyrosine ligase-like family, member 10 (gene ttll10). Bases 572 to 2674 code for a protein of 700 amino acids. Gene Ontology annotation, biological process: protein modification process. The record is from RefSeq and is a predicted model, not a curated record. The transcript has 14 exons. NCBI's taxonomy places the organism in Eukaryota, Metazoa, Chordata, Actinopteri, Pleuronectiformes, Scophthalmidae.
UCCCAGGUCACCGGCAGCAGUUUGAACACCCAGACCCUGUGUGUCAGUGACGUUGCCUUCUUUGACAGAGUUCUGAAGUGCCGGUCGGUGAAGUGGCCCCGGCACUCAUGUCUUGGUCUGUUGCUGUGCGAUUGUGGGUUUGGAGUGUGACAGACUACAGUGGGCUGAACUGCAGACAGGCUGAGUGAUUCCACUCUCCGUCAAGUCGUCCUCCUCCAGUCUGCUGGUCUGCUGUUCGUCUGGACGCUGCAGUGUUGGACUACAAGGUUGAGCACACAUGGCGGAAUAAGAGCGGACUGAGUAGGUCUUUCGUGAAGUCUGGCUGUCCAUGUGUGUGACGCCGGAGUUGCAGAAAAAGUCAGGGACCAUGGGCAUGAAGGUGUGUGGUAUGGGCCCCAUGACUAGGCCACUGGAGUGACCCCAUCCAAUAGCUGUUAAGAUAUUUCAGUCUGAAACAGAGCAGUGGACCAAUCGACUGUCACACCGACAUUGCCAUCCAGAGUCAUGAGUCUAGCGUGGCUGAUAAAAAAACAUCUCAUGUACCAUCUCAUCCAUUACUGAAAGGCCGGUCAUGUCAUCUGAGUCCUGGGCGGGGUCCCGCAGCGAAGGCCAGGGAGAGGACCCGCAACCGGAGGAGAAACAAGAUGAAGAAGCGGAAAAAGAGGAAGCGGGGGCUCCCAGCCAGGACAAGCGGCGCACAGAAUGUCCGAGGCGAGAGGCGGCUUUGUCACUUGACCAUCGUGGCAUGCAGGAAGUGACAUCACAAGGUGGAGUGGAAAAGGUCCAGAGGGCGGAGACGCCGACUCUGACAGCGAGAGUUAGGUUUUCCAACACGACUGUCAACCAGGAGAGCCCAGCACGACAGUCAGACAAGUACAGUGUGCAGCAUCCGGACGAUCCUCGGGGGCCCGGUCCGUUCUACUUCUUCAGGGGAUCCAACGGGGCUGAAAUAGUGAGCAGUUACUGUGAGAGCAGAGGGUGGAAGAGGAUUUACAACAAGAACAGGGAGGAUUUCAAACUCAAGUGGUGUGAAACCAAAUCAUCAGUCAACUACUGCAACUUCAGAGAAGGUGAACAGCUGUUGUACCAGAUUCCCAACAACAAGGUGCUCACCACUAAGAUCGGCCUCCUCAGCAGUCUGCGGGAGUACGAGCGAGUCUGCAGCAAAGUCAACCACGGUCGAGGCCUGAGGAGGCUGAAAAUGGAAGAGUUCAUUCCCACCACCUUCCGCAUGGACGUGAGGGAAGAGAGGGAGGCUUUCUUCGGCCAGCAGGAGGGUGUGAGGAGCAAUAGCGAGAGUUGCAUGUGGAUCUGUAAACCCACCGGCCUGAACCAGGGCAGAGGGAUCUUUCUGCUGAAGAGCCAGGACGACAUAGACGCCUUCAGGCUGAAGCUGCAGCACAUGGAGGAGAGCCAGGCCAACAAGAUGCAUCACUGCCAGCCUCAGGCCCGCAUUGUCCAACAUUACAUUCAGAACCCGCUUCUCCUGAAAGGGAAAAAGUUUGACGUGCGCUCCUACCUCCUGAUCGCCUGCACGGCACCUUACAUGGUCUUCUUUCGCCACGGGUAUGUGCGACUGACCUGCGACCUCUACGACCCCAGCUCCAGCAAACUCUCCGACCACCUCACCAAUCAGCACAUGCAGAAGAAGAACCCCCUGUACAGCCAGCUGAAGGAGGACACUGUGUGGUCCAUGGAGAGCUUCAACGCCUACGUCAACCACCGGUUCCAGGUUGCCAAGGGUCUGCCCAGGGACUGGGUGCUGGGCGCCUUUGCAAAGCACAUGCAGCGGAUCAUGACGCAGUGUUUCUUCGCGGUCAAAUCCAAGCUGGACCGCCGACUGGGCCUCUUCGACUUGAUUGGCUGCGACUUCAUGGUGGACGAGGACUUCAAGGUGUGGCUGUUGGAAAUGAACUGUAACCCAGCACUGCAUACGAACUGCGAGGUGCUGAAGGAGGUGAUACCCAGCACCGUUGCGGAGACACUGGACGUAACUCUGGAGAUCUUCAACAAGUGUCGUCUCAGGCAGGGGCUCCUUCCUUUGACCAGUCAGGGAGAGUUUGUGCUGCUCUACAGUGGAGCUGAUUCAGCGCCGGCCUGCAACAGGAGUGACACAAACACUGAAUUCCCCCACAAAACCACCAAAAAGACUCAGAAGACUGAAGGCAGGAGGUGUAAGUCAGGCAUGGAGGGCAACAACGUGUCCGCGGCGUCCCCUGAUAAUUGUGCGACCGUCUCAGAGAGCGGCGAAGGACGGGGUCGCUCCAAGUCCGGUCGCCGCCCGGCCUCCGCGGCCGACGCCUCGCCUCUCUUUCAGAGCUCGUCAUCAGUGCAGCGAUCUUCAAAUCCACACAGCAGCAGCACACAGGCGGCCAGGGGCAAGAAGCUCCAGCCCCGCGUCCAGUUCAAGCUGAGCAAAUGUACUGUGCACGCAGGCGCAAAGACUCACUCCGAGACGCGGCAGAAGACGCAGGCCGUCACGCUGCUGCCACCGGCAUCCGAGUCGAGCGAGGGCCUCUCCGUCCGUGGCUCUCCGGAGACGGCGGCACUGUUCCCUCCGCAGGCCCGACAUCCUGCGAGUGUGGACCAGUGUGAAAGAGGAGAGGAACCCGCUGAAAAGCAGCUCAGAGAGGACACGAAGAGUUUAGUGUGUGAAAGAAAAGAGGAACUAUGAAGCACAGUAUGCAAACAGCAGUUAUCUCAACAGCUUUUCCAAAAAAAAAAUCUACUCAAUGUACUGGUGCUGUUUUAUUUUCAGAGAAAUGCCAAGAGAUAUUGAAUGUGACAAUAAAGACUAUUUAUUUCUUCA